Fomitopsis serialis is the source of this 1784-nucleotide messenger RNA. RefSeq lists its product as uncharacterized. NCBI's taxonomy places the organism in Eukaryota, Fungi, Basidiomycota, Agaricomycetes, Polyporales, Fomitopsidaceae. The annotation marks the transcript as partial. The record is from RefSeq and is a predicted model, not a curated record. The transcript is spliced from 7 exons.
GCACCUUGUCCUAAACGUGCAGUAAACCUUGAGCUUGAUCGACGCCUAUCGACCCAUUUGCCAUCCAAUCCCCGGCCCUCAUCCACUGAUCUCCACUGACUUAGUUGUAUCCGCUGCUGUAGCUCCUCGGAAUGGACUUCGACGAUGACGAUAUCCCGGAAUGGCUGAAGCCGAAACGGAACAAGCAUAUAGCUCUGCCUCAGGCCCUGCUCGAUGAGCUCAAAUCCGAUCCGGACUUGGGUUUCGACCGGUCGAUCAUUCACCACAUCGAUGACAUGAGUCUUGGUACACGCGACGCGCUAUUGAAGUGUUAUGUUCUGGGGGAGGGGGACCACUACGUGAACACUGGCGAAUCCUGGGAGGAUGAAGACGGGGACUGGUCUCUCUCGAAACAAUUCUAUCCGGGGAGUAACAGCACGUACCUCCACUUUGCCGCUAGACUCGGAGACGUGCCGUCUGUCUACGAGUGUAUCCGUCUCGGAGUCGAUGCGACUAGGUUCCAUUAUGACUUAGUCGAGAGGACGCGCUUAGGGAGCGACGCUAGUACCACCAUCGCGCACCUAAAGCCACGCGACUCCAGCCUCGGUCCGCACGAGGGUGGGCAUUUGACACCUGUGCGCCUAGCUUGGUACGCUCUCGAUCUCGAGUUGAUCGAACUGUUCGCGAUCCACGGAGCCGCAGAAGUCUUGACUCUCCCAGUAGACAUCGACAUACACUCAGGAAGGGCGCCGCUGUGGGCUGCCAAUGCCGCAAAGAUCCCGUCUUUCAGCAAACUCGUAUCCCGGUUAGCGAGAGAUGGGCUGCCGUCUCGACCACCGCGCCGAUGCCCCUGCUGGUCUGGCAAGCUGCUCUCCCAAUGCCACGAGUCAGGCUAUCAUCCAUAUCCCUCCGACUUCCCGUGCGUCUGCGGCAUGUCCAAGACAUACGCGAAGUGUUGCGAACACAGGAACUUCGAGAUCCUCGAGAAAUGGGACGUAGAACGUAAGCGCUUGACGGUGCUACGGCGCGUCGUCGACGACAACUCGAUCACGUAUCAGAAUCCUUUCUCUGUGCUCAGGGCGGUGACCGAGAUCAAGGAAGGGGACAUGGAGGAGGAGAAAAGGCUCGUGGAGAUGGCCAUCAAGCUCAACGACACCAUGUCUGAACAAAAGGCCGAUCCCGCUUUCCGCCAUGUCCUCUCGAAAUAUCUAGUCUUGCCUCGACCCAUGAAUAAACGGUAUACGAAAAACCUCGUCAAGACCUUGAGUGACAACUGGAAUGCCGCUGUUGAUGAGUAUAUUGCGCUCGGGACCGAUAGUCGUAGCGUGCUCGAGAUCGAGCAGGCCGCCAAGUUUGACUCCGAUUUCGGGCCAAUGUGGAAGAGUUGUGAAGCACCUGGGUGUACGGCAAUAGAGCGUCCGGGGGUCAAGAUGAAGUGUUGCAGCGGAUGCAAAACGACAUACUAUUGCAGCGCAAAAUGCCAGAAAACGGACUGGAAGAAACAUAAGGCCGAAUGCAAAGAAGACAGCCAAUAUCCGCAGGCGCUGCGAUCCCAAGUCAUCUAUUCUGCCAUCCUCGAUGAGAUUGUGAGGCCCUUGCACGAGGAAGAUGCAUUGCUUGAGUAUUCUGUUGAAGGACAGUCUUUGAGAACUCCAUCCUGUGGCCUGAAGUUACCAGGCUCCCAAACUAGUCCAGACCGGCAUCAGUCAUUGCUCUGAUAUCUCGUCUUGUCAUGUAUCCACUUCUACAGAAUCGCUAUGAUUCUUUGCGAAUGCAAAGCCAUGCCGGUUGUAUGUGUGUGAUUA